Molecule: messenger RNA, 2975 nt
Organism: Lingula anatina
Lineage: Eukaryota; Metazoa; Brachiopoda; Lingulata; Lingulida; Lingulidae
Source: RefSeq, a predicted model, not a curated record
GCAUUCACAUUAGGCCUCAUUGUUUACCGUUCAUCCAAAAUAGCCUGAGAUAUAUUUAUCAGCACCAGCAGCUAUGAGAUGCUGAUAAUAGCACUGCUGUCAUAGCAACCGUGAUGUCAGCAGCAGAGCUAGAUAGAUUGUGGAAUAGAUAUCAUCGAUUAGAGCUCAGCUAGUGGCCCAGUUCUGCAGUAUGUAUAGAGAGACACACACACUCCCCAGACAGUAGCUAGGCAUGCUGGCCACAGUGGAGGCUGUUCACUACUCUGCUGUCCUAGGAUUACAACUACUAAGGGAGGAAUAAGUCAGGGCUACUGGUACAAGCUAGCCAGGGAUUUUAACCAUUGAAACAAGUGAGGAAAGUCAGAGCCUGAGGCAAUAAGAUUCCAUUUUUUCAGCCACCAUGAAGAGCGUUCCAUCACAGGGGAGUCCCUGUAGCUCUAGCAGUGGCCUAGAUUACACCAGUGUGUGUGACGGCAACCUACUGAAGAUGAUUGACUCAUACGCCAGUGCCCUGGGGACCAAUAGGGAGUAUGUUCUCUUCCCUCUCCUGGCCUCAGUAUCAGGACUGCUGACAAGGUCUAGAGUACAGCUCAGUGACAUGUGGGAAGAGACCUGCACAAUGUGGUGUGUCACAGCAGCAAGAAGGUGCAGUAAAAAGACAACAGUUCUGAACCAGUUCCUCCAAGCCCUCCAUGAGGCAGGAACUGAGGCAUACACACACAUAGCUAAUCUAGUCUGCAGAGAACAGUGUGACCCCAACCAGGGCAAAAACAAUAUACUUCUAGAGGAAGACCUCAGUUUGCUAGCAGAGUCAGACUAUACCAGCAAAGGGGGCAGUUUAAAGUCACAUUUUGACAACACGUGGCAACCAGGGGAGGGCAUCAGCAUAGGUGGUUUUAUGAGCAAGGAGAAAGUAGCCAAAUUUAUUUAUGAAGACCCCUUGCAAGUUGCAGACAGGUUUUUAAUAGCUCUCCCUGGGGAUGUCACCUAUAAACCCAGUGAGUGCAAGGUCCCCAUGCCUUCUAAUACACCACUACUGAGUGAGGUUUUCAAGGUGCUAUGUGUUAAACACACAGAGAAGAGACAGUAUACCCUAUCCCCUGAGGCCCACGCUUUGUUUACAGCAAUGGGUGAUCACUUCAAGGAUUGUUCAGAUAAACACACUAACAAUGACGACAGAUAUGCUAUGUACAGAAGAGCACCGUCUCUCCUCGCUCGACUUGCAGCCACUAUCACAUCUUUGCGGCAAGCUCUGAAAUAUGUUGUCUAUCAUGAAGACCUCCGCACAGGAAGCUGGUGUGACAUCAUAUCCAAGGAAGACUUGGAGUCCAGCCAGUCCAUUUUACAAUGGGUAAUUGACUUGAAGUGCAAUAUACUUGAUCAGAAAGAGCAGCAAGAGAACACUGCAUCUCAGGCUGCUAAAAUGAAUGGCACAUCUCUAAACUUGCCUAGUGCUUCAAAAGACCACAAUAACCUGGCUAUGUUAAAGAGAUCACAUAAUCAAGAGCAAGGACAAGAGUUUGCUCCUCCCCCCAGCAAACAACUGAGGGGAACCAGUAUAGCAGGUAGUCAGGGGACACACCCUUCACUAAAACCUCACCAGCAGCAGCCACCCUUGGCCCCUCCCCCUCUCAUCAUACCUACUCCUGGCCCUCAAGUCUCCCAGGGUGAACCCCAGGGUGAUCAGAGACCAGUCCCUCCUCCUCCACAACACAGGUAUUACCAGACCCCAGGGUCAGUGAGCCUGACCCCUGGCCACCCCAAUCCACCUGCCAAGUCUUCAUCUCCCUCCUCACCACCAGAGGGUGCUCCAGUAGAGAGAGGAAACCCUUUCAUGAACAACAUUGGGCCAUUUAUCACCAAUGGAGCUGUUUUCUCUUCAGAGACUGCAGCAAUGCAGGACAACAUGGGGUCCCACUCUCUCCACCAUAUACAGCAACAACAGCUACAGUCGCAGUCCCCACAGAUUACUAUGUCCAAUAUCACAACAGGUGACCUGAGAACCUUCCUCAGUAACUACAGCCACAAAAUCAAGAAAUUUUUAGAAUUCAAACUCGAUUACAGGAUCUCCCCAAGUAUGGCCGCCCAGCGCCACAUCAUACCUCCAUUAACUAGAGAAGAAAUGCAGCACCUCAAUACCAUGAAUCGUUACCCAGUGACAGCCGCGCGGGAAUUUCUACACAAGACGGCGCUGCUAGGGUUUGGUCGAAUGGAGUACGGGACAAUAUCUCACAAUCGUGCCUCCAUGUUCUUUGUGAAGUUUCCUUAUCAGGAGUUGGGGGACAGAGCCAGGCAGUUACUGAGUAGUCUAGGAGUCCACCCUGUGGAUUAUAAUGCAGCUUUCACAUAUGGAAAUGGCAACACUGGGGACAGUGACUGUAAAUACCUAGAAUCCUUUGGAACAUCCCCAGAAAAUCUACAUGAAGAUGGAAGUGCUAUUGUCAAAACUGAGUCAGAAUAAAGUAUGUUCCAUUCAACCACAUUUUAGGGUCUUGAAUUGGGUGUAAGGCAAAAAUUCUGUAUCUAAGAUAAAAGUUUUUAAACUGUUAAUGAUUUUAAUUUUAUCUGAAUAAAAUGAAUCAUCUAUUUCCUCAUAGUUAUGAUACAUCAUUGUAUUCACUGACUAAAAAAAUUAAACAGCAAUAACAAAAUAAAAAGCUUAAGCCCAAGUUUGUUUCAGACAAAUGUAAACCAUCAAAAUUCUAAGACAAAUGAUGGCCAUGAUAUGUAGACAAUGCUACUGUUGAGAUGAUGACAGUUCACAGCUACAGCAAUCAUGACAUACCACACACAGCCUAAGAUGGGUCACUCUCUAUAUGUCUGUCAAUUAAAUAAAUAUCAAAAUCACGAAUAACAGUUAAAACCAAUCGUGAAUGAGAGUAAAAACAUUUUUUUUUUCAAAUUUGCAGACACAUGGUGAAAAUUCAGCCUAUUCUAUUUUAACAAAAAAUUAAACUCAUUGAGAUGAAACAUAA